Molecule: messenger RNA, 3960 nt
Organism: Sphaerodactylus townsendi
Lineage: Eukaryota; Metazoa; Chordata; Lepidosauria; Squamata; Sphaerodactylidae
Product: tetratricopeptide repeat protein 6-like
Exons: 18
Coding region: 31-2526 (831 amino acids)
Molecular function (GO): protein binding
Source: RefSeq, a predicted model, not a curated record
UACUAUAACCCCCGAAGAACAGAUGCACUUAUGAAGCAUGGAAUUUAUUACUUUAACAAAUCAAAUUGGUUUACUUCUAUUAAUGAUUUUACAGAUGUGAUUAAAAUAGAUCCAAACAAUGCAGAGGCAAGAACUUUUCGAGGAAGAGCCUAUAUGAAACAAGGGGAGUACAAAAAAGCAGCUGCUGAUUUCUCUGCUGCAAUACACUUGGACCCUUGCAACUGGAUGGCGUUCUACUACAGAGGCUGCAUUUUGAGAAAGGUUGAUCCAAAGCAGGCUCUUCAGGACUUCAGUAUUUCUGUUCUUCUCAAUGAUGAUUUUGAAAAUCUUAGUUGUUUCAUUCACCGUGGCAUCUUGUAUACAGAAAUGGAACAGUGGAUACUGGCAAUCUGUGAUUUUGAAAGUGUAGUUGCUUUGGACAGGAGUCUUACUUUGCCUUAUGUAAAUAUUGGACUGAUCAUGCUGUUACAUUUGGAUCGUUAUUUUGAAGCUGUUGGACAGUUCACUAGUGCCAUUCAGAUGGAUCCUUUAGAUACUAGGCCAUAUUUGUGCAGAGCUCAGGCAUAUCACAAGAUUCACAAAUUGAAUGAUUCAUUGAAAGAUGUAACUAGAGCCAUUCAUCUCCAGCCGAACUCACCCCGUUUAUGUUUAAUGAGGGGACAAUAUUUGCUAGACAUGAAGAAGUAUGAACUAGCACAUUUUUGCUUACGCCAAGUAGCAGAAAUGGGCCAAGGAUCCUUUGAAUGUUCCAUUGUUCAAGAAGCCCUUGUUCAGUCAUUCUGUCAGAAUCAUAAUAGGGCCAUUGAGUGUGCACUUACAGCUACAAAGAAGCAACCUGAGCCUUCCACAUUUGUUCUCCUGGGGAAAAUCCAAAUGAAAGCCAAAAAGCACAAGGAUGCUGUGGCUAGUUUUAAGGAAGCAUUGAAACUGCUUAUGGGCACUGGAAAAACAGUGCCAUGUACGUUUGAGGCUGCAGAAAUGUAUUAUUUUAUAGGCCAAUGCUACAAGGAACGUAUUUUAUUAAUAGAGGCCUGUGAUGCUUUCUCCACUGCUGUCAAAUUGUAUCCGCGUUAUGCUGAUGCGUUUUAUGAGCGAGGACUAUGCAGAAUGCAGCUCCAGCAAGAAAAAUGCAUAUUAGAUUUUAACAAAGUGCUUGCUAUUUCACCAAAACAUUUUCAGGCAUAUUUAAGCCGUGCUGCUUUCUUUGGAAGUAAACAAAGAUAUUCUAAAGCAAUAAUGAACUGUACUGAAGCAAUCAAAAUUCAUCCUAACAGUGUGAGAGGUUAUCUCUACAGAGGAACACUGAAGAUUUACAAUAAGACUUACAAAAAUGCUGUUGAAGAUUUAGAUAAAACCAUAGAACUGGACAAUAUUUGCAUUUUGGCCUAUUACAACAGGGGAGUCUGUUACCAUCAGAUGAAGGACUACAAAAAUGCUUUGAAAGAUUACAGUAUUACUCUUCUUCUUGAGCCAAACAAAGACAUUACCUUGAAAGUGUUUAUUAACCGGGCACUAAUCUAUGCUGAACUGGAUCAAUAUGCUAAUUCAUUGGAGGACUUUACAGAGGCAGCACUGAGGAACCCAAAAAAUGGUCAACUCUUCCAAGCUCUUGGCAUCUGCUAUCACAGGCUUCAAAGGUACGAAGAAGCUGUGAAGUCAUUUUCUACGGUGCUUAAAUUGAAUCCUUUUUCUCUGGAUGGCUAUAUUGGACGAGGGAAUUCAUACAUGGAAUAUGGUCAUCUGGCUGGUUCAGAACAGGCCCAGAAAGAGUUCUUGAAAGCCAUACAUUUGAAUCCAUUAUGCAUAAAGGCCAGACUUUGCUUAGGAUACAACUUACAGGGUCUUGGAAAGUUUCAAAAAGCUUGGCACCAGUUUUCAGCAGCAAUUCAAAUUAAUCCAGGAUGUCAUAUUGCCUAUGAUGGGCGUGCAAUAGUUUGUCUUCAGAUGGGUGACACAUUUGCUGCCUUUCAAGAUAUAAAUGCUGCACUAAAGGUUACUGCCAGUGCAGAACUCCUUACAAAUCGAGGUGUCAUUAAUCAUUUUAUGGGAUAUUUAAGCUGUGCCAUGAAAGACUAUCAGCGGGCAGUCAUGGUUGAUCCUGAUUAUGCUUUAGCAUAUUUCAAUGCAGCAAAUCUUUACCUUCUUAAAAGGCAAUUUUCACAGGCAAGAGACUACUAUUCUAAGGCACUGAUUCUGGAUGCAACAAAUGAAUCUGCAUUUUUGAAUCGAGCUAUUGCAAAUACACUAUUGAAAAACUUUGAGGAAGCAAAAGCCGAUUUUGAGGAGGCAGUCUGUCUCAGCCCUUUCUCUGCUGCAAUUUAUUAUAACAAAGCAAACCUCUACAACACAUUAAAGCAAUAUCAACAGGCUGAAGAGGACAUUUCAAAAGCUCUUGCAAUUCAGCCUUAUGAUUCUCUGAUGUAUAAACUUAGAGCUGAUAUUCGUGGCAAACUAGGUUUCCUUAAAGAAGCUAUUGCUGAUUACAAGAAAGCUAUCAAUAUCCAAGAACUUAUCUUCACAGGGUGAGAAACUUUUAAGUACAUGUAAUAGCUUACGUUACACUGAUUUUUCUAGUUCCAUCUUUUUGCUACUGUCUGUAUUUUUGUCACUAAUGUAUUACAUUAGUGUAUUACAUGUAUUACAUUUAACUUUAUUUGUAGUUGAACUUCUGAUUGUAUUUUUAUUUGUGUAAUUGAAGAAGAAAAACGUAAGACAGAAGAAUAACAAUGUAAAAGACAAGCAGAAAAAUUUGUACUUUGUUCUUAGAACUAUAUUUACUGAGCUUAUUUUGAGAUAAUUUUUGUAUUCAAGUUGCUUUUUAUCUAUUUUUUGUCUUGAGGGGGUGACUGUUUCUAGUAUUGUGUUGUAGUACUGGUUUUUUGUUUAUUUUCAGUGCUACAAUUUACAAGCUUCCUUGAAUGUAUGGAGGAGGCAAGAUAUAGAUGUCUGUACAAAUAAAAUUAAAAGUGUAUCAUCUGAAAUAUAGUUUAUACUGCUCUAUAUAUGCUAUAAUUGGUAGUAAAGUUUGUCACAAUCCUGCAGUCUGAUGUUGUUAUGGAAGUGAAGUGUGAAAAGAAGGGCAGCAAUCAUUUUGGGCUUUGUAUUGAAUUUAGUUUUUAAAUUUGCAAAAAAAAGGGGGUGAGUAGGACAAACCUCUAUAACAACAGGAAAAAACUAAAGGUUUCUGAUUUGAAAUUAAUUAUAGAAACCAGUGUAAAAACACCUUAAUCCUUAACAGAAUGAAUGUUAAAGCAUAUAGUGAAUAUACCAUAAUAUCACAUCCAAAUAAUUCAUGCAGCAUCCACACAUUGUAGUGGCCAAUUUCCAAUCACAAACGCAAUAAGGAAUAAUAAAAAUUACAGUUCACAGCAAUGCACUAUAAUAACCCAAGAACAGUCAAGAACAAAAUAUAUUACUGUAUAAUAAUUGCAUUUUUAUAUAAUUCUGUAUAAUUGCAUUUAUAAAUUAGAAAUUUCAAGUAUUUUAUAGUUUUCCUGUUCUUCAAUUUGUGCCUUUCCUUUUGAUGUUGUAAUAUUACAUCAUCGUUGUGUCAGAUUCUUGCAUUUGCAGAGCUUAAAAACCCACCUAAGCAGUAAUAAAACUAAUAAAACUAAGUUCUGCUUAUUCUCUGAAACUGCCCAGAUGUUGUUUUACAAUAUUAGAGUUGCACUAGUUGAAGGUUUUCAUUGUUCUUGUGUGUAUGUUUGAGUUUACACUACUAAAGGUGCCUUGCCCCACUGGAUUUUGUAGAUACUACCUCUGUCUGGGGUAUAGGAUUGCACUUUCAGAUCUCAUUGAGUGUUUCAUUGGAGACACUUCAUUUUACCUGAAAGAAUUUCUACAUAGGAAUAUUAUGUAUAACAAUCUGUAUUAUGAAACCAAUAAUAAAACUCUACUCCGUAGCUCUUAUUCUAUAAUCUGUGUAGGAAAUAAAUACCAAUAAAUACCAAAUUAGGCAAA